AUGAUAUCAUUUCAACCAAGCUACUACGUGAGCACACCAGCUUUGCUCAGCCCUUCAAGGCACGAGUAUGGCUAUCAGUCAUCUGCAGUUACUCCAUGUUUCUUUGAAAAUAACUUGGACACGGUCUUGAGCGCAUUACAAAGACAUAAUUACACAAGUCCACCGCCACCAAAGAUAAAACCAACUGAAGAUCAGCGUUCAUACUACGUGAAAAUGUCCAAAAAGUCUGGAGAUUUUAGUGAUUAUGGUGUCAAAGUCUACCAGGAUCAAAAGUUCACCCAUGUUUGGGUUUACUCAACAUCAGAUAAUGUAAAGAGACACUUCAAGUACCCCAACAGUGCAGUUCAAUAUGAAGGUAUCCGGGCGAAGGUCGCUCGCAAUGGGCGAUUCUUGCUGAUUCAGAUCCCAAAGAUCUCUAGACCUGACGUUGUACUGAACAUUGUGCAAAAGCGUCUCCAAUCUAUUGCAAACCAGGAGAGAAAAGAGAGAGAAGAGCUGGAAAGAAGAGAACUUCAAAGAAAAGCUGCCAUGGAACGUAAUAGAAGACUACGAGCCCUGGAAGAGCAGCAGCUCGCAGCUCAAAGGGAAUACUUUGAAAAAUCACUGCAAUCUGCAUUCUCGCCUUUCUUCACCUAUCGACUGGAAAGCAAGCAGAAGGACGAGCAGGAAUCCAACGCUGAAUCUGCUACUAACCAGGUAACUGCCAAACCUAAUGUGAUACGAAUUCCAGUGAAUCAUGUCGAUGAAAGUAAUGAAGUCAUUCCCACCAAGGCACCCAAGGCAUCCAAGACUGAUGUUGAAGAACAGCCAAAUGUGAACGACGUUGAAAAAGAGGCAGACAUGCAGGAUGUUGAAGAAAACCCGAAUACGCAGGAUGCUGAAUAUGAAACAGAACAGUUUUCUGAUUUUGAGGGUUUCUCUGAUGAUGGUGAUAUCGAGGAAGCAAUAGAACCAAUGGAUGAAGACGAAGAGGAUUCGGAUAAUUCUCAGUUUAUGGAAGAACCUGAAAUUUUAAAGAGACGUCCAUCUCCAUAUUCCAUCUCAUUCCCUGCAACACUAUCUGCUGAAUCAUCCUCAACGAAAGCUCCCAAAAUAAAAAAACCAAAUAAGAUACCAAUCGAAGAGGUAGAAGAUGAAGAGUUCAAACGGUUUUCCAGUUCCUCUGACAAUGACAGUUGA
Messenger RNA from Komagataella phaffii GS115, 1179 nucleotides. RefSeq lists its product as hypothetical. The coding region runs from base 1 to 1179 and encodes 392 amino acids. NCBI's taxonomy places the organism in Eukaryota, Fungi, Ascomycota, Pichiomycetes, Pichiales, Pichiaceae. The record is from RefSeq and is a predicted model, not a curated record. The transcript has a single exon.